This is a messenger RNA of Diceros bicornis minor, 8212 nucleotides long. It is a transcript of the gene NOTCH1, whose product is annotated as notch receptor 1. Gene Ontology annotation, cellular component: protein-containing complex; plasma membrane. The coding region runs from base 223 to 7923 and encodes 2566 amino acids. NCBI's taxonomy places the organism in Eukaryota, Metazoa, Chordata, Mammalia, Perissodactyla, Rhinocerotidae. Gene Ontology annotation, biological process: establishment or maintenance of epithelial cell apical/basal polarity; cell differentiation; Notch signaling pathway. The transcript has 34 exons. The record is from RefSeq and is a predicted model, not a curated record. Gene Ontology annotation, molecular function: signaling receptor activity; protein binding; calcium ion binding.
GCGUGGGGCGCGGGCGCGAGCGCAGCGAAAGAACGAGUCGGGGCGUGGAGCCGGGCCCGGAGGCCGCGAGAGCACAGCGCCGCCCGCCAGCUAGGAAGGAGAGGGCAGUAGCAGGCAGCUGCCGCCCGUGAGACCGUCCGGCGCGCGCGUGUGUGCGCCCGAGCCUCGCCGGCCCGGCGCAGGAGGCCGCCACCGGGCGCAGCGGGCAGCCGGCGGGCAGGCAUGCCGCCACUCCUGGCGCCCCUGCUCUGCCUGGCGCUGCUGCCUGCGCUCGCCGCACGAGGCCUGCAAUGCUCCCACCCCGGCGAGAGCUGCUUGAAUGGCGGGAAGUGUGAAGUGCUUGCCAACGGCACUGAAGCCUGCGUCUGCAGCGGGGCCUUCGCGGGCCAGCGGUGCCAGGCGCCCAACCCCUGCCUCAGCGCCCCCUGCAAGAACGGCGGGACGUGCCGCACAGCGGACCGCGGUGGCAUGGUGGACUACGCCUGCAGCUGCCCCCUGGGCUUCUCUGGCCCCCUCUGCCUGACGCCCCAAGACAACGCCUGCCUUGCCAACCCCUGCCGCAAUGGCGGCACGUGCGACCUGGUCACGCUCACCGACUACAAGUGCCGCUGCCCCCCAGGCUGGUCAGGGAAGACGUGCCAGCAGGCUGACCCCUGCGCCUCCAACCCCUGUGCCAACGGCGGCCAGUGCCUGCCCUUCGAGGCCUCGUACAUCUGCGGCUGCCCAGCCGGCUUCCAUGGCCCCACCUGUAGGCAGGACGUCAACGAGUGCAGCCAGAACCCCGGGCUCUGCCGCAACGGCGGCACCUGCCACAAUGAGGUCGGCUCCUACCGCUGCGCCUGCCGCGCCACCCACACUGGCCCCCACUGCGAGCUGCCCUACGUGCCCUGCAGCCCCUCCCCCUGCCAGAAUGGAGGCACCUGCCGUCCCACGGGGGACACCACCCACGAGUGCGCCUGCCUGCCAGGCUUUACUGGCCAGAACUGCGAGGAAAAUAUCGACGACUGUCCAGGAAACAGCUGCAAGAACGGGGGCGCCUGCGUGGACGGCGUGAACACCUACAACUGCCGCUGCCCACCAGAGUGGACAGGUCAGUACUGCACCGAGGAUGUGGAUGAGUGCCAGCUCAUGCCCAACGCCUGCCAGAACGGUGGGACCUGCCACAACAGCCACGGGGGCUACAACUGUGUGUGCGUCAACGGCUGGACGGGCGAGGACUGCAGCGAGAACAUCGACGACUGUGCCAGCGCCUCCUGCUUUCACGGUGCCACCUGCCACGACCGGGUGGCCUCCUUCUACUGCGAGUGUCCCCACGGCCGCACAGGUCUGCUGUGCCACCUGAACGACGCCUGCAUCAGCAACCCCUGCAAUGAGGGCUCCAACUGCGACACCAACCCUGUCAACGGCAAGGCCAUCUGUACCUGCCCCUCGGGCUACACGGGCCCGGCCUGCAGCCAGGACGUGGACGAGUGCUCACUGGGUGCCAACCCCUGUGAACACGCGGGCAAGUGCAUCAACACUCUGGGCUCAUUCGAGUGCCAGUGUCUGCAGGGCUACAGUGGCCCGCGCUGUGAGAUCGAUGUCAACGAAUGCGUCUCGAACCCGUGUCAGAACGAUGCCACCUGUCUGGACCAGAUCGGGGAGUUCCAGUGCAUCUGCAUGCCCGGCUACGAGGGUGUGCACUGCGAGGUGAACACGGACGAGUGCGCCAGCAGCCCCUGCCUCCAGAACGGCCACUGCCUGGACAAGAUCAACGAGUUUGUGUGCGAGUGCCCCACGGGCUUCACUGGCCACCUGUGCCAGUAUGACGUGGAUGAAUGUGCGAGCACACCUUGCAAGAAUGGCGCCAAGUGUCUGGACGGGCCCAACACCUACACCUGCGUGUGCACAGAAGGCUACACGGGGCCCCACUGUGAGGUGGACAUCGACGAGUGCAGCCCCGACCCCUGCCACUACGGCUCCUGCAAGGACGGCGUGGCCACCUUCACCUGCCUGUGCCGGCCCGGCUACACGGGCCACCACUGCGAGACCAACAUCAACGAGUGCCACAGCCAGCCCUGCCACCACGGGGGCACCUGCCAGGACCGCGACAACGCCUACCUCUGCUUCUGCCUCAAGGGGACCACAGGACCCAACUGUGAGAUCAACCUGGACGACUGCGCCAGCAACCCCUGCGACUCGGGCACGUGUCUAGACAAGAUUGACGGCUACGAGUGUGCGUGCGAGCCAGGCUACACGGGGAGCAUGUGCAGCAUCAACAUUGAUGAGUGCGCGGGGAACCCCUGUCACAACGGGGGCACCUGUGAGGACGGCGUCAACAGCUUCACCUGCCGCUGCCCCGAGGGCUACCACGACCCCACCUGCCUGUCCGAGGUCAACGAGUGUAACAGCGACCCCUGCAUCCACGGGGCCUGCCGGGACAGCCUCAACGGAUACAAGUGUGACUGUGACCCUGGGUGGAGUGGGGCAAACUGUGACAUCAACAACAACGAGUGUGAGUCGAACCCAUGCGUCAACGGCGGCACCUGCAGAGACAUGACCAGCGGCUACGUGUGCACGUGCCGGGAAGGCUUCAGUGGCCCCAACUGCCAGACCAACAUCAACGAGUGCUCGUCCAACCCGUGUCUGAACCAGGGCACGUGUAUCGACGACGUGGCCGGGUACAAGUGCAACUGCCUGCUGCCCUACACAGGGGCCACAUGUGAGGUGGUGCUGGCCCCGUGUGCCCCCGGGCCCUGCAGAAAUGGUGGUGAGUGCAAGGAGUCUGAAGACUAUGAGAGCUUUUCCUGCGUCUGCCCCACGGGCUGGCAAGGGCAGACCUGUGAGAUCGACAUCAAUGAGUGCGUGAAGAGCCCGUGCCGCCACGGCGCCUCCUGCCAGAACACCAAUGGCGGCUACCGCUGCCACUGCCAGGCCGGCUACACGGGCCGCAACUGCGAGGCGGACAUUGAUGACUGCCGGCCGAACCCGUGCCACAACGGGGGCUCCUGCACAGACGGCAUCAACACGGCCUUCUGCGACUGCCUGCCUGGCUUCCAGGGUGCCUUCUGCGAGGAGGACAUCAACGAGUGUGCCAGCAACCCGUGCCGCAACGGCGCCAACUGCACCGACUGUGUGGACAGCUACACCUGCACCUGCCCCACGGGCUUCAGCGGGAUCCACUGCGAGAACAACACACCCGACUGCACGGAGAGCUCCUGCUUCAACGGCGGCACCUGCGUGGAUGGCAUCAACUCCUUCACCUGUCUGUGUCCUCCCGGCUUCACGGGCAGCUACUGCCAGCACGACGUCAACGAGUGUGACUCGCGGCCCUGCCUGCACGGCGGCACCUGCCAGGACAGCUACGGCACCUACAAGUGCACCUGCCCACAGGGCUACACCGGCCUCAACUGCCAGAGCCUUGUGCGCUGGUGCGACUCCUCGCCCUGCAAGAACGGCGGCAAGUGCUGGCAGACCAACACCCAGUACCGCUGUGAGUGCCACAGCGGCUGGACCGGCCUCUACUGCGACGUGCCCAGCGUUUCCUGCGAGGUGGCCGCACGGCUGCAAGACGUCAACGUUACCCACCUGUGCCGGAACGGAGGGCUUUGUAAGAACGAGGGCAACACACACCACUGCCACUGUCAGGCGGGCUACACGGGCAGCUACUGCGAGGACCAGGUGGACGAGUGCUCGCCCAGCCCCUGCCAGAAUGGGGCCACCUGCACUGACUACCCUGGCGGCUACUCCUGCGAGUGCGUGGCCGGCUACCACGGGGUGAACUGCUCUGAGGAGAUCAACGAGUGCCUGUCCCACCCAUGCCAGAAUGGGGGCACCUGCAUCGACCUCACCAACACCUACAAGUGUUCCUGUCCCCGGGGCACGCAGGGCGUGCACUGCGAGAUCAACGUGGACGACUGCAGCCCCCCCGUGGACCCCGUGUCUCGGGGCCCCAAGUGCUUUAACAACGGCACCUGUGUGGACCAGGUGGGCGGCUACAGCUGCACCUGCCCGCCCGGCUUCGUGGGUGAGCGCUGCGAGGGCGACGUUAACGAGUGUCUCUCCAACCCCUGCGACGCCCGAGGCACCCAGAACUGUGUGCAGCGUGUCAACGACUUCCACUGCGAGUGCCGCGCCGGCCACACCGGGCGCCGCUGCGAGUCGGUCAUCAAUGGCUGCAAGGGGAAGCCCUGCAAGAACGGGGGCACCUGCGCCGUGGCCUCCAACACGGCCCGCGGCUUCAUCUGCAGAUGUCCAGCGGGCUUCGAGGGCGCCACGUGUGAGAAUGACGCGCAGGCCUGCGGCAGCCUGCGCUGCCUCAACGGGGGCACCUGCAUCUCGGGCCCGCGCAGCCCCACCUGCCUGUGCCUGGGCCCCUUCACCGGCCCCGAGUGCCAGUUCCCGGCCAGCAGCCCCUGCGUGAGCGGCAACCCCUGCUACAACCAGGGCAGCUGCGAGCCCACGCCCGAGAGCCCUUUUUACCGUUGCCUGUGCCCCGCCAAGUUCAACGGGCUCCUGUGUCACAUCCUGGACUACAGCUUCGGGGGUGGCGUGGGCCUCGACAUCCCCCCGCCGCAGAUCGAGGAGGCCUGCGAGCUGCCCGAGUGCCGCGAGGAGGCCGGCAACAAGGUCUGCAGCCUCCGGUGCAACAACCACGCGUGCGGCUGGGACGGCGGCGACUGCUCCCUCAACUUCAACGACCCCUGGCAGAACUGCACGCAGUCGUUGCAGUGCUGGAAGUACUUCAGCAACGGCCACUGCGACAGCCAGUGCAACUCGGCCGGCUGCCUCUUUGACGCCUUCGACUGCCAGCGCGGGGAAGGCCAGUGCAACCCAUUGUACGACCAGUACUGCAAGGACCACUUCAGCGACGGGCACUGCGACCAGGGCUGCAACAGCGCUGAGUGCGAGUGGGAUGGUCUGGACUGCGCGGAGCACAUGCCCGAGCGCCUGGCGGCUGGCACGCUGGUGGUGGUGGUGCUGCUGCCGCCUGAACAGCUGCGCAACAGCUCAUUCCACUUCCUGCGGGAGCUCAGUCGCCUGCUGCACACCAAUGUGGUCUUCAAGCGCGACGCCAACGGCCAGCAGAUGAUCUUCCCCUACUACGGCCGCGAGGAGGAGCUGCGCAAGCACCCCAUCCGACGCUCUGUGGAUGGCUGGGCUGCGCCCGGCACACUGCUUGGCCAGGUGAAGACCUCGCUGCUCCCGGGCGGCGGGGGCGGGCGCCAGCGCAGGGAGCUGGACCCCAUGGACAUCCGCGGGUCCAUCGUCUACCUGGAAAUUGACAACCGGCAGUGUGUCCAGUCGUCCUCGCAGUGCUUCCAGAGCGCCACAGAUGUGGCCGCGUUCCUGGGCGCACUCGCCUCGCUGGGCAGCCUCAACAUCCCCUACAAGAUCGAGGCCGUGCAGAGUGAGAGCGUGGAGCCGCCCCCGCCCCCGCCGCUGCACUUCAUGUACGUGGCCGUGGCCGCCUUUGUCCUGCUCUUCUUCGUGGGCUGCGGGGUGCUGCUGUCCCGCAAGCGACGGCGGCAGCAUGGGCAGCUCUGGUUCCCCGAGGGCUUCAAGGUGUCGGAGGCCAGCAAGAAGAAGCGGCGGGAGCCCCUGGGCGAGGACUCCGUGGGCCUCAAGCCCCUGAAGAACGCCUCGGACGGUGCCCUCAUGGACGACAACCAGAACGAGUGGGGUGAUGAGGACCUGGAGACCAAGAAGUUCCGGUUUGAGGAGCCGGUGGUUCUUCCCGACCUGGACGACCAGACAGACCACCGGCAGUGGACCCAGCAGCACCUGGACGCCGCUGAUCUGCGCGUGUCUGCCAUGGCCCCCACGCCACCCCAGGGCGAGGCUGAUGCCGACUGCAUGGAUGUCAACGUCCGCGGCCCAGAUGGCUUCACGCCCCUCAUGAUCGCCUCCUGCAGCGGAGGGGGCCUGGAGACCGGCAACAGCGAAGAGGAGGAGGAUGCACCGGCCGUCAUCUCGGACUUCAUCUACCAGGGCGCCAGUCUGCACAACCAGACCGACCGCACCGGAGAGACUGCCCUGCACCUGGCCGCCCGCUACUCACGCUCCGACGCGGCCAAGCGCCUGCUGGAGGCCAGCGCCGAUGCCAACAUUCAGGACAACAUGGGGCGCACCCCACUGCAUGCGGCCGUGUCUGCCGAUGCGCAGGGCGUCUUCCAGAUCCUGAUCCGGAACCGAGCCACAGACCUGGACGCCCGCAUGCAUGACGGCACCACGCCACUGAUCCUGGCUGCCCGCCUGGCUGUGGAGGGCAUGCUGGAAGACCUCAUUAACUCGCAUGCCGACGUCAACGCCGUGGACGACCUGGGCAAGUCCGCCCUGCACUGGGCCGCCGCAGUGAACAACGUGGAGGCUGCCAUCGUGCUCCUGAAGAAUGGGGCCAACAAGGACAUGCAGAACAACAAGGAGGAGACACCUCUGUUCCUGGCCGCCCGGGAGGGCAGCUACGAGACCGCCAAGGUGCUGCUGGAUCACUUUGCCAACCGGGACAUCACCGACCACAUGGACCGCCUGCCACGCGACAUCGCGCAGGAGCGCAUGCACCACGACAUCGUGCGGCUGCUGGAUGAGUGCAGCCUGGUGCGCAGCCCGCAGCUGCACGGCGCCACCCUGGGCGGCACGCCCACCCUGUCACCCCCACUCUGCUCACCCAACGGCUACCUGGGCAACCUCAAGCCGACCGUGCAGGGUAAGAAGGCCCGCAAGCCCAGCACCAAGGGCCUGGCCUGCGGCGGCAAGGAGGCAAAGGACCUCAAAGCACGGAGGAAGAAGUCCCAGGAUGGCAAGGGCUGCCUGCUGGAUGGCUCGAGUGUGCUGUCGCCCGUGGACUCCCUCGAGUCGCCUCACGGCUACCUGUCGGACGUGGCCUCCCCGCCCCUGAUGCCCUCCCCGUUCCAGCAGUCUCCAUCUAUGCCCCUCAACCACCUGCCCGGCAUGCCUGACACCCACCUGGGUGUCAGCCACCUGAGCGUGGCGGCCAAGCCCGACAUGGCAGCGCUGGGCGGGGGUGGCCGACUGGCCUUCGAAGCAGGUGCCCCGCGCCUCUCCCACCUGCCCGUGGCCUCCAGUACCAGCACGGUCCUGGGUACCGGCGGCAGCAGUGGGGUUGUGAAUUUCACCGUGGGUGGGGCCACGGGCUUGAGUGGCCAGUGUGAGUGGCUGUCCCGGCUGCAGAACGGCCUGGUGCCCAACCAGUACAACCCGCUGCGAGGGAGCGUGGCGCCAAGCACCCUGAGCACGCAGGCCCCCGCCCUGCCGCAUAGCAUGAUGGGCCCACUGCACGGUGGCCUCCCCGCCACUGCCCUGUCCCAGAUGAUGAGCUACCAGGCCCUGCCCACCACACGGCUGACCACCCAGCCUCACCUGGUGCAGACCCAGCAGCUACAGCAGGUACAGCAGCAGCAGCAGCAGCAAAACUUACAGAUGCAGCAGCAACAGCAAAAUUUACAGAUGCAGCAGCAGAGCAUGCAGCCGCAGCAAAACCUGCAGCCGCAGCCGCCCCAGCCGCACCUCAGCGUGAGCUCGGCUGCCAACAGCCACAUGGGCCGGAGCUUCCUGGGUGGAGAGCCGAGCCAGGCGGACGUGCAGCCGCUGGGCCCCAGCAGCCUGGCAGUGCACACCAUCCUGCAGCAGGACAGCCAGGUCCUGCCCACGUCACUGCCGUCCUCGCUGGCCCCGCCCAUGACCACCGCCCAGUUCCUGACGCCGCCCUCCCAGCACAGUUACUCCUCCUCGCCCGUGGACAACACCCCCAGCCACCAGCUGCAGGUGCCCGAGCAUCCCUUCCUCACCCCGUCCCCCGAGUCUCCCGACCAGUGGUCCAGCUCGUCGCCACAUUCCAACAUCUCCGAUUGGUCCGAGGGCAUCUCCAGCCCGCCCACCAGCAUGCAGUCCCAGAUCGCCCACAUUCCGGAGGCCUUCAAGUAAACAGCCGGCGCCCUCCCGGGACCCCGAGCUUCCUUUCCCAAGCCUCGCUGGGGUGUUUGUGUGCGCUCCGCAGACGUCGGGACCCACCAAAGGAGGUUUUUUUUUUUUUAAGAAACGUGUUUUUAUACAAAAUAAGAGAACAUGGAUUUUAAUUUUUUUUUUUAGUAUUUAUUUAUGUACUUUUAUUUUACAUGGAAACACUGCCUUUUUAUUUAUAUGUACUGUUUUCUAUGGCACCAGGUAGCGAGUUUUAUCUGUUCCAAGAAAAUAAAGUAGUUCUCAGUUUUGA